Messenger RNA from Triticum turgidum subsp. durum (durum wheat), 228 nucleotides. NCBI's taxonomy places the organism in Eukaryota, Viridiplantae, Streptophyta, Magnoliopsida, Poales, Poaceae. The record is from the annotation of a GenBank genome assembly.
AUGGUUUUGGUUCUCAUGGCCAUGUCGAGCUCAUGGACCCGGGCGGCAGCGAGGCCAUUGUUAUACGCCGAGGAACCCUCCCCUGGCUAUUCCGUCCGCAUUUUGCUGCCUUCACGGCCGUCGCAAUGGCGAGGGCGUGUGCUUCUGUCGCUCGAGGAGAAGAAGACGGGGCCAGGCAAAUCGUGUGGACCCAGAAGCACCAAUAACCCUAACAAUCAUUGCCCAUAG